AUGGAAGGAGACUUUCGGCGUCACUACGUCCGUCUUCUCAAGUCAUGCAGCAACAGUAACAAAGAAACUCUAGGGCUCCAAACCUAUGGACUGUUCCUCAAGAAGGGCUUCAUCAGCUCACUUGUAUUCGUCGCUAACCAUCUCCUCCAGAUAUACACCCGUUGCGGCAAAACAAAAACCGCACGCAACCUGUUCGACAAAAUGCCUGAGAGAAACUGUUUCUCAUAUAACACAAUGCUCGAAGGCUACAUGAACUCAGGGGAUAAAGGGUCUUCUCUAAACCUCUUCGACACGAUGCCAGAGAGAGAUAUGUACUCUUGGAACGUUGUUGUCUCCGGGUUCGCUAAGGCUGGUGAGUUAGGUCUUGCUAGGAGGUUGUUCGACGCUAUGCCUGAGAAAGAUGUUGUGACGUUGAACACUCUGCUUCAUGGGUAUAUUCAGAACGGGUACGCUGAGGAAAGUCUGAGGCUUUUUAAAGAAGUGAGGUUGGGUGCUGAUGUGAUCACGUUGACUACUGUUUUAAAGGCUUGUGCAAAGUUGGAAGCUUUGAAAUGUGGGAAGGAGAUACAUGCGAGGGUUUUGAUGAGUGGUGUUGAGUAUGACUCGAAACUGAAUAGUGCUUUGGUUAAUUUGUAUGCAAAGUGUGGUGAUUUGAGAAUGGCUAGUGGUAUGGUGGAUGAGCCUGAUGACCAUUCUUUAUCUGCUUUAAUCUCAGGUUAUGCGAGUUGUGGGAGAGUGAAUGAAGCUAGAAUUUUAUUCGAUAGGAGAAAGAACAGAUGUGAGUUUCUGUGGAACUCUAUGAUCUCGGGUUAUGUUGCUAACAAUAUGGAAAUGCAGGCUUUGGUUCUUUUCAACGAGAUGAGGUAUGAAACUCAGGAAGAUUCACGUACUCUGGCAGCUGUUGUAAAUGCUUGCAGCGGUUUGGGUAUCAUAGUGACUGGUAAACAGUUACACUGCCAUGCUUGUAAAUUUGGGUUAGGUGAUGACAUUGUUGUAGCUAGCACAUUGCUUGACAUGUAUUCCACGUGUGGGAGCCCGGAGGAAGCUUGCAAACUUUUCAGUGAGGUCAAAAGCUAUGACACUAUAUUAUUGAACUCUAUGAUCAAAGUAUAUUUCAGCUGUGGAAGAGUUGAAGAUGCAAAAAGGGUAUUUGAGAAGAUUGAGAGAAAGAGUUUGAUUUCUUGGAACUCAAUGACUGUAGGAUUCAGUCAAAAUGGUUGUCCAGGUGAUACGUUGGAGUAUUUCCGCCAAAUGCACAAGCUGGAUUUGCCUACAGAUAAGUUUAGCCUCUCCAGUGUCAUCAGUGCGUGUGCAAGCAUUACCUCCCUCGAACUCGGUGAGCAGGUUUUCGCGAGGGCGACAAUUGUUGGUCUUGACUCUGAUCAAAUAGUAUCAUCCUCUCUCAUCGACCUCUACUGCAAGUGCGGAUCAGUGGAGCAUGGGAGGAGAGUGUUUGACACAACGGUGAAAUCAGAUGAAGUACCGUGGAACUCAAUGAUAUCAGGUUAUGCUACGAAUGGUUAUGGAUCUGAAGCGAUUGAGUUGUUCAAGAAAAUGAGUGUUGCUGGUGUAAGACCCACUCGGAUCACCUUUAUGGGUGUUCUAACAGCUUGUAACUACUGUGGUUUAGUGGAAGAGGGAAGGAAACUGUUUGAGGCAAUGAAGUUGGAUAGUGGUUUUGUUCCAGACAGAGAGCACUUUUCAUGUAUGGUCGACCUUUUGUCUCGUGCUGGUUAUUUGGAAGACGCUAUGGAUCUUGUGGAAGAGAUGCCUAUGGAGGCGGAUGCAAGCAUGUGGUCUUCUGUUCUAAGGGGAUGUGUAGCAAAUGGAAAUAAAGCCAUGGGGAAGAAAGUUGCUGAGAAGAUUUUAGAGCUGGAACCAGAGAACUCAGUCGCUUAUGUGCAGUUGUCUGCCAUAUUUGCAACCUCUGGAGAUUGGGAAAGCUCGGCGCUUGUAAGAAAAAUGAUGAGAGAGAAGCAUGUAAAUAAGAGUCCAGGUUCCAGUUGGGCUGAUUGUUGAGUACUCAAAUUUGAGUGUGAAUAAAUACCAUUUAGAAGCAGAACAACAAGCCAAGUUCCAGUCAGAGGAAAUGCUGCAGUAUGAGAAUUGCAAUAAAACAAAAACUGCCUAUUGAAGUUUGAGCAUAGGCAACCACUAGAGACGUCAAGAACAUUUCCAACUAUUUAUAUGAUAUUCUGCCUGAGGAAGCUCCAGGAGUGAGAACUUAGUUUAAAGGGAAUUUAGUCAGAGACACAAACCUCAAGUUCAGUAUCCUCUUUCUGUUUUCAUGUCCAAGUAAAAAUAGUAGCUGUUGACUUUAAAGUCUCAGUGCAUCAUGUGACAAUAGGCGCUCAACAGAAACCACACAAAUCUUUUUGAGUGGAUCAAAGUGGUAAGCAUUAAGAAGAAACAAUUUCUCUAUGUUUUGUUUUGGUCUUC
Eruca vesicaria subsp. sativa (arugula) is the source of this 2439-nucleotide messenger RNA. Lineage: Eukaryota; Viridiplantae; Streptophyta; Magnoliopsida; Brassicales; Brassicaceae. The record is from the annotation of a GenBank genome assembly.